This is a messenger RNA of Penicillium brevicompactum, 1110 nucleotides long. It is a transcript of the gene pex10, whose product is annotated as ubiquitin-protein ligase peroxin 10. Gene Ontology annotation, biological process: protein import into peroxisome matrix. Gene Ontology annotation, cellular component: peroxisomal membrane. NCBI's taxonomy places the organism in Eukaryota, Fungi, Ascomycota, Eurotiomycetes, Eurotiales, Aspergillaceae. The transcript has a single exon. Gene Ontology annotation, molecular function: zinc ion binding. The coding region runs from base 1 to 1110 and encodes 369 amino acids. The record is from RefSeq and is a predicted model, not a curated record.
AUGGCCGAUGAUCAAUCACAUCUCGCUCUCCCAACCAGUGCAGCUCUCAGUGCUUCCACCUCACACUUCUACCCGUUCGCAACCUCACCAGAUGUCAUCCGAUCGCACGAGAAAGAUGCCUUCCUCACCAGCAGUUUAAUUCAACAGUCACAGGGCAUUGUCAGAGCUCUCCGAGGAGCCCGAUUUGCUCACACCUACUCCGAAUCCAUCAAACACAUUACCGAACUCCUCUACUUCUCUUUAACAACCGCCCUCGGCAAUCGCACCUUAGGCGAGGAAUAUUGCGACCUGGUCCAACUAGAGGAUGAUACACUACAACUUCCCUCCAUUGGAAGACGCGUCGGCUACAUCUUAAGUAGCAUUCUCGUGCCAUGGACACUACAGCGUCUCCUCCCCGCCUUUCGACAGCGCAUCCGCAAUAAGCUCGAGCGCAAUGUGGUGCGGGAACAGUUCCGUGCAGCGCAGCAGGCUGGCCUGCUGAACAAGCCUCAGCUUUCGGCGCCCGUCAGAAAGACGUUCUUCACAAAGCUCCGCAUCCAGCAGUAUCUUCUCGAACAUCUGGACUCCAUCACCUCCGUUUCACCUAUAUAUGCCCUGAGUAUUGCGACUUUCUAUUUUACAGGCUCAUAUUACCACCUCUCUAAACGUAUCUGGCGCCUGCGAUAUGUCUUCACGAAGAAGAUAGAUGAUAACGAGCAGCGCAUCGGCUACGAGGUUUUGGGUGUAUUACUCGUGUUGCAGAUUGCGGUGCAGGGAUUCCUGCAUGCAAGGAAGCUGGCAACACUACCGGACGAAGAGGAAAAGGCCGAGGGCGAGUCUUCUUCUGGUGCCGUACUGGCGUCGAUUCAGAAUCCCUCUGCUAUCCCAUUGCUCCCUGCUUCUAUGCCACUCUACGAUCUGGAGGAGGACCCCGGUGCUGUGUCGUGGAUCCCUGAAGGUCAACAGCGGAAGUGUACGCUGUGUCUGGAGGCGUUCAAGGAUCCAAGUGUCACGACGUGUGGCCAUGUGUUUUGUUGGAUUUGCGUGAGGGAUUGGGUUCGGGAGAAGCCCGAAUGUCCACUUUGUCGACAGGAGGUCUUACUCUCCAAGGUCCUGCCUUUGAGAGGGUAG